GAGAGAAGGGUCAAAUGAAUUUCUGUUGCGCAUUUAACAAUUAAAUUCACUUUAGAAAAGAAUUUCUUUGCUCAAGCCUGAAGGCCUCUGGCUUCCUGAAUGAAAUGAAAAGGCCUAAGAAAGCCCAAACAAUACAGCAUCUGAAGAUGCAUUGAAAUGCUUCGUCCUGAAGGAUGCCAUCCGAAGGAGCCUGAUGCACAGCUUCAGGUCCUUGAUGAAGAGGGGCCUGCUUCCCAGCCUUUCAAGAAUGUGGGACAGUCUGAAGUUCCAGCCCUUGUCACUUGUGGCAAGACCCAGGGCAACAGGCAGCCUUUCAGCCGAACAUCCGAAAAUGAACAAUUCCACUGCUGUCCUUUUCCUUGGUUUUGUUUGUGGAUUAAUACAACAGAUGGAAGCAUCCCUCCUUGACUACAUACCGAGAAAAACUGUAAAGUAUUCAAAUGAUAGCAUAAAAGCAUUUGUGAAAAUGAGAUUUUCCAAUUUUUCAACACUGCUGAUGGAUGAAGAAAUUGAGAUCUUAUUUAUCGGGGCCAAGGAAGCUGUCUUUGCCGUUGACAUGAAUGACAUCACCCAAGAAAUAGCCCAUGUGUUUUGGCGUACUUCUGAAGAGGCACAACAGGCAUGUGUUCAUAAAGGAAAAAACAAAGUUGAAUGUCAAAAUUACAUCCUCCUCCUCCACAAAAUUACUGACACUACCUUGUAUGUUUGUGGAUCAAAUGCAUUUCAUCCCACUUGUGAUUUCAUGAUUCUCAACAAAACAAAGAUGUUUCUAAAGGGGAAAGCUGAGGAGAGCAGAGGGAAUUGUCCAUUUGGCCUAACCCUGAAGUACAGUUCUGUCCUAGUUGAUGGCGCGCUCUUCUCUGCAACCUACAGCAACUUUUUGGGCACUGAACCUGUUAUAUUUCGGGGAUUGAAAAAUCACUUAAAGACAGAGUUCAAAGCAAGUUGGCUUAAUGAACCCAGCUUUGUCCACAUGGAUGUUGUGCAAGAAAGCAAAGAUAACCCUAGCGGAGAUGAUGAUAAAAUUUAUGUAUUCUUCUCCGAAACGGCUGUUGAAUUUGAAUUCUACGAUAAACUUCUAGUGUCAAGAAUCGCUCGUGUUUGCAAGAAUGACCUCGGUGGGAGACAUCUAUUGCAAAAUAAAUGGACAUCAUUUUUAAAAGCCACCCUUAUCUGUUCGGCUCCAGAGUCAAAUUUCCAGUUUAAUAUUGUUCAGGAUGUCUUUUUACUUAAAACAGCAGACUGGAAAGAAACAAUUUUUUAUGGAAUAUUUGUACAGCAAUGGGGGAAGUUGGACAAUUCUGCCAUUUGUGCUUUCAGCAUGGAAGCAGUUCAAGAUGUUUUCUCCAAGGGAAAGUACAAAGAGCCAGUGACCAUAGCACAUUCCCAAAUUAAAUGGAUAAGAUACAGGCAAGAGGUGCCAGUCCCCCGUCCUGGAGCGUGCAUAGACAAUUUUGCCCGGAGUUUUGGAUACAACACGUCUCUCGAUUUACCGGAUAAAACCAUUCAGUUUGUUAGAGACCACCCACUGAUGGAUGACACAGUCAAGCCAAUUGGUAAUAGGCCAGUGUUGCUGAAGAGGGGCUCAAACUAUACGAGGAUUGUAGUAGACCGAAUAAUUGGGCUUGACAAAAAAACCUAUGAUGUCCUCUUCCUAGCCACAGAUAAUGGCUAUUUGCACAAAGUUGUCAACUGUGAUGGAGACGUGUUCAUUGUGGAAGAGGUACAGCUGUUUCAGUUCUUGGAACCUAUACAGUCUCUCAGGAUAUCUUCCAAAAAGGGUCUGUUGUACAUAGGAUCUGCCUCUCAAGUUGUGCAGCUCCCAGUCUCAGUGUGCACCCGGUACAAACGCUGCUUGGAUUGCGUCUUAGCAAGGGAUCCUUACUGUGCGUGGGCCCAGCAUUUUAAUGAGUGUGUCCCCGUGGCUCGUCAUAAGGACAACCCAGAGAGUUUAAUUCAGAACAUUAAAACUGGGGAAGCGUUGGAGUGUCCUAGAACUGGCAGUCAGGUGAGAAACUACCUCAUUGAGGACGGGACCAGCAUCCACCUGAAAUGCGCACCUCUGUCCAACUUGGCCAGUACCCUGUGGAUGUUUAACGGCAAGAGUCUGAAAGCUGAGGAGUCGAAAUACCUCUUCUCCGACCGAGGACUGGUGAUAUUUAAUGUCGUGGCGGCAGACGCCGGGCGCUACGAUUGUCAGUCUGUGGAAAGAGCCAAGGGCAAAGAAUUUCUCGCCACCAUGGCCAGCUACAUCCUCCUGCCUCAGUCGGGAGGCUUGGCUCGGUUCCCUCAGCGCGACGCCCUGGAUCGGCCCAACGCCGAGGCCUUCCUGCUGGAGGCUAAGCCCUCAAGGUGGGAAGCCCCAGGUGAGAAGCUCCUCUUCAAAAUCUUCCUCUCCCUGUUUGCCUUCCUCUUUUUUGUCUUGCUGGCUUGGAAUUUUGGCAGAGGCCACAUUCACCUGCCCCGUAGGAUCCGAGAAAGGCUCUUCCACGUGAUCAGAAUGAGUCGUCGGGGCCGCCCGGAGUUGGAUGCUAGAGAACAAUGGAGUGAUUCUCAGCAAAAUUCACUGGCGAUAACUAGCACCUCCUCGCUCCUACCUCUUUUCACUGCUUCCAUAGAAGACAUCUACAGGAACGUGUGUUCCAGCAACAACACGAACAGGGAGCCCUCUGGACAAAGCACCAGCCUCUCCGGGGCUACCAGCCAAGUAGCUGAUGGGCGUUCCAGAGCGAAAAAGUAAAAAGCCAAGAGCCGAACGGCUCGGGAGGCAGGACAAGGCUACAGAUGGAAGGCUCUCGAGAGUCUCUUUUGUCAAGCAGCGAUGCUGGACUGGUCUGGGUAGCUCGCCCAGGAAAUAAAAACUUUUGGGGAAAGUUGGUACCAAA
Tachyglossus aculeatus (Australian echidna) is the source of this 2885-nucleotide messenger RNA. Its product is annotated as semaphorin-4E-like. The coding region runs from base 194 to 2740 and encodes 848 amino acids. Lineage: Eukaryota; Metazoa; Chordata; Mammalia; Monotremata; Tachyglossidae. The record is from RefSeq and is a predicted model, not a curated record. Gene Ontology annotation, biological process: semaphorin-plexin signaling pathway; negative chemotaxis; negative regulation of axon extension involved in axon guidance. The transcript has 15 exons. Gene Ontology annotation, molecular function: chemorepellent activity; semaphorin receptor binding.